GAGCCUUCGCGUCUCUUCCCACCCCACCCCACGGGCUGAAAUCACACCGCAGCGAAGGAGAUGCUCCGAGCAGCAGCCCCCUCGGCCAGUGUCGAACAUGAUUCUGGCACCGGCAGGCAGGGGCGACGCUGUGAGAAGCGGGGCAGUCGUCCAACUUCUCCUCCCGCUCCCCUACGGCGAGAGGCCAGGGGGACAGCAAGUGCUCCACAACGAGCCCGGUGCUUCCCCUCCGCUGCUCGCUCUCCGUCCCGGCGCUUCCCCGCAAUGCAGCCCGCCGAGGUAUGGAUGCUAGCUUGGCUUUUUUUGUCUGGGCUGCCUUUUCCUGGAUUAGAGACUGUCAAGGUAAGCAAGCGUCCAGUGCGGACUCGAACCUGUGCCGAUCGACCUGAGGAGCUUCUGGAGCAGCUGUACGGAAGACUCACCGCCGGCAUGCUCAGUGCCUUCCAUCAUACCCUGCAGCUGGAGCCUCUGGAAAAAGAUCACAAUAUAAGUUGCCCAGCAGGAAGCAGGCCGCCUGUGGACAAGAAGUACCGGCUCCCUAUCAACCUCAACAGCAUCUCUCCUUGGUCUUAUAGAAUCUCCUAUGAUCCUACAAGGUAUCCAAAAUAUAUUCCUGAAGCAUAUUGCCUGUGCAAAGGUUGCCUUACUGGUGUUUACGGUGAGGAAAAUCUCCAUUUUCGGAGUACUCCAGUCUUUAUGCCGACUGUCAUCUUGCGUCGAACCACGUCCUGCACCGGUGGCCGCUAUGUUUACACUGAAGAUUAUGUCACGAUCCCUGUUGGCUGCACCUGUAUUCCAGAACAUGAGAAGGAGGCAGAGGGAAUCAAUUCCAGCAUAGACAAGCAAGCGGUUAAAUUGCUGGCAAACCAUAAUAAUGACAAGCCAGCCUCAGAAUGAAGAACUCAGUACUGGUGACAAGGGUUGCUUUGCAUGGCUGUUUAGUUCCACAACUCCCUGGCUUACACAUCAGCCUCAAGCAAUAGCCUGUGUGUGUCUACAAGAGUCAUUACGGAAAACCCACCAUACCCAGGACCAUUAUGCUAUUUCAGACACGAGUCCUUUCAGUGCACAUGGAUCACAGA
Molecule: messenger RNA, 1082 nt
Organism: Varanus komodoensis (Komodo dragon)
Lineage: Eukaryota; Metazoa; Chordata; Lepidosauria; Squamata; Varanidae
Gene: IL17D
Product: interleukin 17D
Exons: 3
Coding region: 61-897 (278 amino acids)
Biological process (GO): inflammatory response
Cellular component (GO): extracellular region
Molecular function (GO): cytokine activity
Source: RefSeq, a predicted model, not a curated record